AUGCGCGCGCGCGCGGUACAUCCGCGCGCGUUCGCGUCUCCCGAUCGUCGCUGCGUCGACGCGAGCGUCGAGCGAAGAGCGUCGAGCGAAGAGCGAAAACGAAACGGUCGACCGUCCGGUCUUUGGAUUAAUUCAUGGAGCGCGCGCGCACACGUCUCCGCGCGGGCGCAGCGCUCGCGCGCGAGCGGUGGGGACCACGACGUGUACACGGUGAUGUACGGCGACACCCUGGCGGGCGUCGCGCGCGCGUGGGGGACGAGCGUGGAGACGUUGUGCGCGGCGAACGGGAUACGCUUCGGCGACGAGCGGGCGGGGGAGGACGCGCCGGCGCUCUUCGUGGGACAGCGCUUGUUGAUCCCUUCGAUCGACUAUGAUCCUUGGGAACGUGAACGCGUGGGAAUGGGUAAGUCUCGCGGAGCGCGGGCGAUGAGUGAGAGAGAGCGGGACGCGGAGUUCGAGCGCGCGCGCAGGGUAAGGAGCGAGCGAAGGCAGGCAAUGGCGCCGGUGACGCGCGCACACGCGGUGCUGAGCGGGAACACGGUCGAGGAGCUCACGAGGGAUGAGGUCGCAGGAUUGCUCGCGCAUCGCGACGUGACGGUGAUGCUGAUGUGUGAGACAAACAACUGCAAGUGGUGCGAGGACGCGCGGCCCGCGUGGACAGCCGUGGCGGUGUGCUACGCCGAGGAUCCAACCGUUCGCGUGUGUCGCUUACGAUGCGAUACCGACGAAAUGAAGCAGUUCGCGGCGAAGUACUUUCGCGCGAAAACGUUUCCGACCAUUGUGGCUCUUCCCGCGGGCAAGGGACCGGUGUAUCGCCACGCCAGUACAGAUCGAAGCGUCGCGACAUUGCUUGAGUUCGCCGAGGAAGCGUCUGGGCGCUCCAACGCGUCGGUCGCAAUCGACGUGACGAAGCCCAGGAGUGCGCCCACCCCGCCGCCGGUGAGGCAAGUUGUUGAACGCGAGCCAAAUUCGGCGGCCCAGCUCGCCCCACCGCGAAGCGGAAAUUUAUUCAAGUCACUCAACGGAGCCGUCGGGAGAGCGCUCGGAUACGACCGCGCAAACGUCGGCGUGAGCGUUGGUACAAGCGUGAAUCAGUAUUCGCCUCUCGCCGCGUCGUCAAACAUCGUGCCAAUCGCGUUGGGCGGUCUCGUGACGUUGGCGGUCUUCUCAGCGAUGGCAAACGUGAUGUUCGCCAUAAAGAGUGUCGAAGGAGAAUAUGAUGAUCGACGUCAACCGAGGAGAUUAGGGCGCCACUUCGAUGAAGAGCGCUUUUCGGACGAUUCUGAACCCAUGAGCGAUUAUGAGGAGGCUUGGGUGGAAGUUACCGAGCAGGGUGAUAUGCAGACGCUCGAUGACUGGAAAUCGCUCGUCGCCGAGGAGUUAUGGUCGCUCCCCGGUCGCGCCGUGCUACUGAUCAGGAUUUGGUUCCUCAUUGGAAGACGGAAAAUGUAUCUUGGGCUGUGGGGUGAUAGACGUCGACUCAGCAGGAGAGGUUCCAGACGCUCGAUGGACGAGUACUAUGACGACGACGAAUCUCAAAGGUAG
Messenger RNA from Ostreococcus tauri, 1545 nucleotides. RefSeq names its product Thioredoxin-like fold. The transcript has a single exon. Lineage: Eukaryota; Viridiplantae; Chlorophyta; Mamiellophyceae; Mamiellales; Bathycoccaceae. The record is from RefSeq and is a predicted model, not a curated record. The coding region runs from base 1 to 1545 and encodes 514 amino acids.